AGGAUAAGGAUCCUAAUUUGGACACCAUGUUGAAUAUCCCAUCAGCACUUACUACAACAGUAAUUCCUGUUAUAGUGACUGUUCCUCAAGGCAAAGGAAAACCAAAAUCAAAAGGCAAAGAAAAACCCAAAGAAUCUCUUAAAGAAGAGGAACACCCAAAAGAAGAAGAGAAAAAGGAAGAAGUGGAACCAGAACCUGUUUUACAAGAGACUCUUUAUGUUCCCACUUUCCAAAACCUAAACAUGUCUUGCCCGAAUGGGCUCCUAGUGACCUUCCUUGGGCAAGAGCCUACAGAUCAGAGUGCUGUGGAUGAGGAACCCACUUGGGACAUCAUGAUCCGGCAGAGCUACCCCCAGAAGGUGAAGCACUAUGAGUUCUAUAAAACGGUGGUCCCACCUGUGGAGCAGGAGAUAUCGAGAGUCAUCACUAGGCAAGGCACUGUUGUCAAGUACAUGUUGGAUGGAUCCACACAGAUCCUCUUUGCCGACGGUGCUGUGAGCAGUAGUCCUGAUUCAGGUCCUGUUUGUCCUCCUGCUGAAAUGCCAACAAGCCCUCACAGCGGGGACUUGGCGGACACAGCUUCUCAGCAAAAAUCAGAAAUAGUGCCAUCUGAGAUUGUCAUCACAAAGAAAGGAAAAAGUCACAAAAAUCAGUCAUCAGUGGCACAUAAGAAUGAAAGCCAUGAACCUCACCCAGAGACAGUUCAAACAGUAACUCCUGUAGAGGUUCAUGUAGGCACGUGGUUUACAACCACACCUGAAGGAAAUCGGAUUGGCACCAGAGGACUGGAAAGAAUAGCAGACUUGACCCCAUUACUAUCCUUUAAGGCCACAGAUCCUGUCGUUGGAACGGUUAUGACAACUCGAGAAGACAGAGUGAUCAUUGUGGAAAGGAAAGAUGGUACUCGGAUAGUGGAUCAUGCUGAUGGGACCAGAAUCACAACCUUCUAUCAAGUUUAUGAAGAUCAUAUUACUCCUCCAGAUGAUCAAGAAAUAACCGAAAGUCCGCGUACGGUCACCAGGCAGGUGAAGUGCAUGCGGAUAGAAAACGCACACUAUGCCACUAUCAUCACCAACUGCGAGGACAGUAGCUGCUGUGCCACCUUUGCAGACGGGACGUCUGUUAUUGCAAAGCCACAGGGAACAUACCAGGUGUUACCUCCAAACACAGGCUGCCUUCACAUUGAUCGGGAUUGUUCAGCUAUAUAUUGCCAUGAAUCAAGCAGUGAUCUAUACCAUCCUUUCCAAAAACGUGAGCAGCUAAGAGCUAGCAGGUACAUCAUGAAGCACACGUCAGAGGUUAUCUGCGAGGUCCAGGAUCCUGAGGGAAAUACCUUCCAGGUUAUGGCUGAUGGCAGUGUAUCAACCCUGCUACGUGAAAACAAUUUGGAAGAUGAGUCAAAUGAAAAAACUGAAGGCUAUGAUAGCUUAUCAUCUACUCAUCUGUAUAAGAAUCAUCUGCAAAUCUAUGGUGAACAUGUACCCAGGUUUUUUGUCAUUUAUGCUGAUGGGUCAGGAGCGGAACUCCUUCGAGACAGUGACAUAGAAGAAUACCUAUCCUUGGCAUAUGGAGAAUCAACCACUGUAGUUCUCCAGGAGCCAAUGCAGGAACAGCCAGGUACCCUGAGCAUCACUGUCCUUCGCCCUUUCCAUGAAGCAUCACCAUGGCUAAUGAAGAAAGAAUCAGAUACAAUUGUUCCUCCGAAUCUCCGGUCAAGGUCAUGGGAGAAAUUUCCCUCAGUUGAGAAAAAGACUCCUGGACCUCCGUUUGGCACUCAGACUUGGAAGGGUCUUGACAUUGGGUCCAAACAGCUAGUGAGUGUCCCAGCCCCUAUACUCAAGAGCCCCUGUGUUCUACAGAUGCGUCAGUUCAUCCAGCAUGAGCUCAUAAAAGAUGAGGUGAAACUGAAGCUGCAGAUUUCUCUUAAGGAUUAUAUAAACCACAUCCUGAAGAAAGAAGAUGAGCUGCAGGAAAUGACAAUUAAAGAUUCCAGAACCGAGGAGGAAAGAGGCAACGCUGCAGAUCUCCUCAAGCUAGUCAUGUCAUUCCCUAAAAUGGAAGAAACUACAAAAAGUCAUGUAACCGAAGUUGCAGCCCACCUAGCUGAUUUAUUCAAGCAAUCAUUGCCUACCUCUCCAGAAGGUCGGCCAGAAACAAUGGAUACAGAUUUCCUUGAAAGGAAAUGGAGGCAAACAACAAAAGGAAAGCCCUGGAGAGAAAAGUUGGAAAAAAAGAGGAAGGAAAUUGACAACACAAAAAAUUACCUAAUGGAAAUUAGGAACAAAGUAAUAUCACCCUACUUCAAAUCGGAAGUGAGCAAGUUAUGUCAGCCUAAGUUGAAUUACCUGGACACCCUUUCCAAAAACUUGCCUCCUUUUACAAAGGCAGCCGAAGAUGCAGACAAAACAGCUGGUGAGGAAACAUCCGAUCUUCCUCCAGAUUCCCAGCCAAAACAAGUUUCAGAACAUGAAUCCUCACAAACACCGAGUGUUCCAAAACUGAAGGGUUUUGUGGAUGUCAUGGAGUCUGCUGGCCAGAACCAAACUGAAAAUGUAGCAAAAUGUACUGAAGAAGCAGAAUCCUGGGGGCCCGUGAGAAUCCCCACCCAGUCGUUGCUGCAGGAUGCUGCAGGCCAAGCCAGGAAAGAAAAAGUGAAGUUGCCUCACUACUUGCUGAGCUCCAAGCCCAAGUGUCAGCCUCUCACGAAGGUGCAAGAUUCGGUUGGAGGAAAAGUGAAAACAUCCUCUGUGGCGUCUGCUGCCAUUAAUAAUGUGAAUUCAUCCCCUUUUGGAUUCCACCUCCUCCCACCAUUCGUGAAGUUCGGAGUACUCAAAGAAGGACACACCUAUGUGACCACUGUGAAGCUCAAGAAUGUUGGAGUGGACUUUUGCAGGUUUAGGGUGAAGCAGCCCCCGCCCAGCACAGGACUGAAAGUGACAUACAAACCCGGGCCUGUGGCAGCAGGUUUGCAGACAGAUCUGAAAGUGGAGCUAUUCGCCAUGGCUGUUGGAGAGGAAGGUGCCAAGGGAUCAACACACGUCUCGCACAAUAUUGAGAUUAUGACUGAGCAUGACAUCCUGUUCUUACCUGUGGAAGCAACAGUCUUAACAAGCAGCAAUUAUGAUAAGAGACCAAAAGACUAUCCUCAGGGAAAAGAAAAUCCCAUGGUCCAGAGGACUUCUACAAUUUCUUCUUCUGCACUUGGAGUCUUCAUGUCCCGUAAAAUUUCUCCACAUUAGGUCCGUUUCCUCUCGGUACAGCUCGACAGCCUCCAUGAUCCUCUCAGCCUACACAGAUGGCGACAAAGGACAGAACUUAUCACCACACACCUAUCAUCCCACAAACACGGCAACCAGAAGGCCUAACCAGAGAACAACCAGACAGCUUGAACCCGUGUAAUAAACAUGUGCCAGGAGAGUGCCAAACAGCCCUCUGCAGACGUCUCUGGUUUGUCUUUUCUUUCCAAUUUAUAGGGAGGAGACUCAGUGUCUUGGAUUCAGGGGUGCCGUGUGUAUGUGUGCUAGUGGAGCGGGGCAGCUCCAAGACACGUGACAGGUGCCGCUUCCAGGAGACCGGGGACACCGAACUUUCCUUUCUACAAACCACCACCGACUCAGCACUACUUCUGUCCUCGGUUACAAGGGAGGACAACAGAGGUUAUGAUCUCCACCUGUAUAUUUCAUCAACUUGUUGCCACAGAAGGGCUAUCUGGUUGAUAAAAGCUUCCAUUAAAAAGCCGGGAUCCUCUUUAAAAAUGAAGA
Molecule: messenger RNA, 3761 nt
Organism: Hyaena hyaena (striped hyena)
Lineage: Eukaryota; Metazoa; Chordata; Mammalia; Carnivora; Hyaenidae
Gene: SPAG17
Product: sperm associated antigen 17
Exons: 25
Biological process (GO): epithelial cilium movement involved in extracellular fluid movement; axonemal central apparatus assembly
Cellular component (GO): axonemal central apparatus
Source: RefSeq, a predicted model, not a curated record